AUGGCCGAACCAAUCCCCGAUAGCCUGCGACAGGCCGAUAUCACGAGAUUCAUCAAUCGCGCGAACCAGCUGCGUCAAUACAAGCCUGUCAUUACCUACUGGUGCGAGUACUGGGUAGUCAAUCAGAUCCUGGCCAAGGGACUGCACAAUGUUGACGACGAGAGCCUUUCCUAUACGACAAACCUGAUGGACCGACUUGAACAGACCAAAAUAGAGAACGCCCAGGAAGAGGCAAUCAUAGAUGAUGCGGUCGGGCAGGCAUACGUUGAGCAAUUCGCGCAGGACGCUUUCGAGAGGGCAGAGAAGGUUAUGAAAGCGAAUCGAGUCACACGGCAAACCGCCGAUACAUACGACGCUGCUGCAACUUUUCUCUUGCUGGGAAACAUAUGGGGAGCCAUAGACGAGGAGACACAGAAGAAGGUCAAAUACGCGAAGUGGAAUGCUGCUCGCAUACUCAAGGCUAUCAAGGAGGGCAAGGAUCCGAAUGAGACCAACCCCAAACAAGAGGAACCCAAGGAAGUUCUCCCUGCUUUGGAUCCCAACGACCCCGAUGUCCGCGGCCUCACCUCCCCCCCUCCGAAACCCGCCUCUGUCGAGGACGAUCCAGAGACCGAGUUCUACAAAAAGGCUUCUACACCCUCGGAGUCUGUACCUCCCGCCGCGCCGAGCGAACCAGUCCCUACUCAGUCCAGCGUCCUUGAUCUUCCCUCAGUGCCAACAGCGAACGACUUGAACCCUCCUGCGAACCAAAACCAGGGUUAUUUUGACCCCCCCGAAGACUUUCCGCCGUCGCCCCUCAGUCAGAAGGACACGAACGAAGUGGCUGCUUCGGCAAAUGCUCCGUCGGCACCAUCGCCCUAUGUCGCAUCCUCAUCAGGCCCAUCUUUCAGCCCAGAGAAUGCCACUUUGCCGUGGCAGCCGCCUAAGAUAGCUCCACCGCACGUCGCCGAAUCAACUCCGCCACCCGCCCCGAAACAAUCCAAGCCCCCGUCAGCUGCGCAGCAGCCCAAAGCACCUGUGGUUCCCGCCUCGCACAACUCAUGGACCCCAAGCAGCGCCCCGUCGGAUGAUAUGGACUUGCCCAAGGCACAGAAGCACGCAAAAUGGGCAAUCUCUGCUUUGAACUUUGAAGACGUACCAACGGCGGUAAAGGAGCUCCGUAAUGCGCUUGCGGCGCUGGGCGCGCAGUAG
Colletotrichum graminicola M1.001 is the source of this 1191-nucleotide messenger RNA. RefSeq lists its product as uncharacterized. Bases 1 to 1191 code for a protein of 396 amino acids. NCBI's taxonomy places the organism in Eukaryota, Fungi, Ascomycota, Sordariomycetes, Glomerellales, Glomerellaceae. The transcript has 4 exons. Gene Ontology annotation, biological process: late endosome to vacuole transport via multivesicular body sorting pathway. Gene Ontology annotation, cellular component: multivesicular body. The record is from RefSeq and is a predicted model, not a curated record.